CUCUCGCGUCGCGGCUAACCUGGCCCCGGGUUAUAGGACAACGUAGAGUGAGUGUUGGGUUGAAGCAGUGCCGGGCCGAGGACGAGCCUCGUCGUCAACCUCGUCAUGUUCUCGUCGAAAGACUCGAUCAAGGCCGACUACGUUAGCCUCAGCAUUAACGACGGCGCGGCCUCCGUUAAGGCCACUUCCCGAAGCGUCUGGAGACAAUGGAACCAAUUGUCCAGGUUUCAGCGCACCAUUUUCCAUUUUGCUGUGAUAACAAUUGUAAUUCUUGUAAUUUACUUAUUACCUGGCAAGACUCAAAAUAUUACUAAAGUCCAAGAGAAUGAUUAUGACAAUGAGAAGAUCAUCAAAGAACAUCCAAAGCUAUUAGAGGUAGCCAAUGAAAUUAAAAUAGAUAGCGUGGAUCAGAAUAAGGAAGCAAUUGACAAAGGAAUUGGGAGCAACAAUGUCGAAGUUAUAGAUGAACCCGAAUUUCAACCUGAAAUCAAUCAAGUAGAAGACGAUCAAAUUAGGGAACCGCCUGAUCAUAAGUCGCAACCUGUAAAAUUUGAUGGUCCGCAAAAUGCCAAGCAAAAAGCUAUAAUCGAAGCUUUCAAGCACUCUUGGAAUGGAUAUAAAAAAUAUGCUUGGGGAUACGAUAACAUUAAGCCAAUUUCCAAAGGGCAUCACGAAUGGUUUGGCCUAGGCUUAACCAUUAUCGAUUCUUUAGACACUAUGUACAUUAUGGGACUAAACGAAGAAUUUCAAGAGGCAAGAAAUUGGGUACAAAAUAGCUUGUCAUUUGAUCAAAAUAGAGACGUAAAUUUAUUCGAAGUGACCAUUAGAGUACUUGGUGGAUUAUUAGCAGCAUAUCAUUUGUCUGGUGAUAAAAUGUUUCUGGACAAGGCGAUCGACCUCGGUGACCGAAUGCUGCCGGCCUUUUCCACGCGCUCAGGUGUCCCGUUCUCGGACGUGAACUUGGGGACACGGAGCGCCCAUCCGCCCAAGUGGGGCCCGGACAGCAGUACAAGCGAGAUCACCUCGAUCCAACUGGAGUUCCGCGACCUCAGUCGGAGCGUUCAACAGCCGCACUUUGAAGUCGCAGCGGCCAAGGUCUCCGAGCACGUGCACCAGCUCGAGAAAUACGACGGUCUCGUGCCCAUCUUCAUCAAUGCCAAUACAGGACUGUUCCGCGAGUACGCGGUAAUCACCCUUGGAGCCAGGGGCGACAGCUACUACGAGUAUCUGCUCAAGCAAUGGAUACAGACGGGCAGGACCAUCGAUUACUUGAAAGAUGACUAUUUGCUUGGCAUCGAAGGGACCAAAAAACACUUGGUAAAGAGAACUGCCGUUCGUAAAUAUCUAUUUAUAGCCGAACUCUUGGGUGCUGCUCGAUAUAUGAAGCCAAAAAUGGAUCAUUUGACGUGUUACUUAAGUGGAACUCUAGCGUUGGGAGUGCACUUUGGCCUUCCAAAGGAGCACAUGGACAUUGCGACCGAAUUGCUAAAAACUUGCUACGAGACUUACAUUAUACAGCCAACCUGCCUUGCUCCCGAAAUUACCUACUUCAAUAUCCAGAAAUCGGACGAUGAAAAUCAAAAGGAUAUGUAUGUGAAGACAAAUGAUGCGCACAAUCUCCUGCGGCCUGAAUUCAUUGAAAGUUUAUUUUACAUGUGGUACUUUACUGGCAACAAAACUUAUCAGAAUUGGGGCUGGAAAAUUUUUCAAGCUUUCAAAAAUUAUACAAGAGUCGAAAAUGGGUACACGAGUAUCGGCAAUGUCAAGAAUAUUCAUAACACACGCCCGCGCGAUAUGACCGAGAGUUUUUGGUUUGGCGAAACAUUAAAAUAUCUCUAUUUAUUAUUUGACGAUACUAGGCAACUAAUUGAUUUAGACAAAUGGAUUUUUAAUUCCGAAGGCCACCCCUUACCGAUUUAUGAUGCGUAAAUGACUAUUAUUAUAACAAU
This is a messenger RNA of Ceratosolen solmsi marchali, 1949 nucleotides long. RefSeq names its product alpha-Mannosidase class I b (gene alpha-Man-Ib). Gene Ontology annotation, cellular component: membrane; endoplasmic reticulum. Gene Ontology annotation, biological process: carbohydrate metabolic process; mannose trimming involved in glycoprotein ERAD pathway. The record is from RefSeq and is a predicted model, not a curated record. NCBI's taxonomy places the organism in Eukaryota, Metazoa, Arthropoda, Insecta, Hymenoptera, Agaonidae. Bases 106 to 1929 code for a protein of 607 amino acids. Gene Ontology annotation, molecular function: calcium ion binding; mannosyl-oligosaccharide 1,2-alpha-mannosidase activity. The transcript is spliced from 10 exons.